Molecule: messenger RNA, 399 nt
Organism: Saccharomycodes ludwigii
Lineage: Eukaryota; Fungi; Ascomycota; Saccharomycetes; Saccharomycodales; Saccharomycodaceae
Gene: AHC2
Product: Ahc2p
Exons: 1
Coding region: 1-399 (132 amino acids)
Source: RefSeq, a predicted model, not a curated record
AUGACACAAAAUAAUAAAAAAACUAACUUUGAGCAAAAUGAAAAUAUUCGUCAAAGAAUGCUUCAACUUCAAAAACAUAAUAUCAAAGAAGAUAUAGAUUAUAUUAUGUUACAACACUCAAAGAAUCAUUUGGAACAAGAAUUAGAUAAUAAUAAAGAACUAAUAAAAAACUUAGAUACACUAUACAAUGAUAUUAGUUCAACUAAUAAUUAUGAUGAAUUAGUUAAUACAUUAAAACGAAAUAAACAGUUAUUAAAGUUGAUAUUUGUAGAAGACAAACUACCUUAUACUUCGACUUCAGAAGCAGUAUUAGGUAUUAAGCCAUUGCUACUUGAUUUAUUGAACGUAUAUGGUAUUAAUAAAGAUGAUAUUAUAUCAUACGGUAGCGAUGAUAUCUAG